This is a messenger RNA of Sardina pilchardus (European sardine), 2933 nucleotides long. RefSeq names its product riboflavin transporter 2-like. Gene Ontology annotation, cellular component: plasma membrane. NCBI's taxonomy places the organism in Eukaryota, Metazoa, Chordata, Actinopteri, Clupeiformes, Clupeidae. The record is from RefSeq and is a predicted model, not a curated record. Gene Ontology annotation, molecular function: riboflavin transmembrane transporter activity. Gene Ontology annotation, biological process: riboflavin transport. Bases 435 to 1886 code for a protein of 483 amino acids. The transcript is spliced from 4 exons.
AGAGAGAGAGAGAGAGAGAGAGAGAGAGAGAGAGAGGGAGGGAGCACAUGGCUGACUGCCUUUGAAAAGUGAUCUGUGCAGCCCAUAGACAAAGUCGCCGGCCGGCGAGUGUAGGACAAACCAGGAAGUCCACGCCUGCGUAGUGCUUACGCACAUGGUCAGGUGCCCACACACACACACACACACACACACACACACACACACACAUACACACAUACCCGGAACGGCAAGGCAGACUCAGAACGAGAGAGGAAUGGGGGAGGGAGGUCAGUCUCUUCACACGCACAUACACUAGCUGAUGUAACCGUGAAAAUGCCCUAAUCACAAUGGAGGGAUAUAUUUCCCAGGGGACGGCCCAGAGGUAGGAACCGUCGACUCGAGAUUCAUAACAGUGAGUGCCUAAGCUUUAAGAGACAAUAACACUACCUGGCAACAUGGCUCUUCUGACACAUGUGCUAGCCUGCCUGUUUGGCAUCGGCUCGUGGGUAGCCAUCAACGGCAUGUGGGUGGAACUGCCCUUGAUCGUGCCCGACAUCCCAGAGGGCUGGUACCUGCCCUCCUACCUCACGGUCAUCAUCCAGAUGGCCAACAUCGGGCCCCUGUUCGUCACCCUCAUGCACCGCUUCAAGCCCGGCGCGCUGGACGAGCGACCGGUCAUCUACAGCAUCGUGGGGCUGGGGGUGCUGGCCACGUUCCUGCUGGCGUUCCUGUGGCGGCACCGGACGUGGGUGGGCGACGCCGAGCACAGCGUGGCGCUGCUGGUGCUCAGCUUCCUGCUGUCGGUGGUGGACUGCACGUCCUCGGUCACCUUCCUGCCCUUCAUGAUGCGCCUGCCGCCCCAGUACCUGACCACCUACUUCACCGGCGAGGGCCUGAGCGGGCUGGUGCCCGCGCUGGUGGCGCUCGUCCAGGGCGUGGGCAUGGUGCAGUGCCACAACGCCACCCAGGAGGCGCUACUGCAGGGCAACGGCUCCCUGGCGGGGGUGAACAACGCGUCGUCGUCGUCGUCGGGCUGGGGAGUCGCCGGGGAGCUCAAGGCCGUGUACCAGCCGGCCAACUUCUCGGCGCAGGCCUUCUUCCUGUUCCUGAGCGUCAUGAUGCUGGUGUGCCUGGGCGCCUUCCUGCUGCUCAACCUCCACCCGGCCGUGGCGCGCGAGAAGCUGAGCCAGCGCUACAGCCCGGCGGCGGGGGUCGUCGGCGGCGGCGGCAGUGGCGGCGGCGGCUGCGGGGGGGAGAAGGGCGACAUGGGGCUGGGCCUCCAGAAUCCCACCCCGGAGCAGAAGCCCAUGCUGGGCCACCCGGACAUGGAGGACCACGCGGCGAUGGAGGAGCCGCGCAGCAGCUUCGGCAAGGGCACGUACAGUCGGCUGGAGGUGGCCUUCAUCUUCGUGGUGCUGGCCUGGGUGAACGCGCUGACCAACGCCGUGCUGCCGUCGGUGCAGUCCUACUCCUGCCUGCCGUACGGGAACCAGGCCUAUCACCUCGCCGCCACCAUGGCGGCCGUGGCCAACCCGGUGGCCUGCUUCAUCGCCAUGUUUGUGCCCAUCAGGUCUCUGGGGCUGAUGGCAUUCCUCACACUGACCGGUACUGGCUUUGGGGCGUACAUCAUGGCCAUGGCUGCCCUCAGCCCUUGUCCACUGCUGGUCCACACUCCCUCAGGAACAGCACUGAUUGUCAUUACAUGGAUACUGUUUGUCCUCACUCUCUCUUACGUGAAGGUGAUCAUUGGCGUCAUUCUGCGAGACGAGGGCCACAGCGCCCUCGUGUGGUGUGGAGCUGUAGUGCAGCUAGGCUCCAUGCUCGGUGCCAUGUCCAUGUUCCCUUUGGUCAGUGUGUAUGGACUCUUCACCUCAGGGGACCCCUGUAACACGAAGUGCCCGAAAUAACUACUGACAAAAAUGCACUGAUAAGAAUUUAUUUAGGACGUACCUGAUCGAUUCCUUUUUGGGAGGCCUUUAGGUUAGCAGUUGUAUAAAGUCUUUUUCAAGCGGGGCUGGCAACCUGCUUUGUUUUUGGGUCAUUUGACAGCACAAGCGAUGUACAACUAUUCCAAAGAAUGUGAUCAUACAGAUGCUUAUCCUCUGAACUAUCUGCUAUCAAAAGAAAUUGAAAAGCUCUGGUGUAGAAAGUUAAAGUCCUAUACUCCAUUGUCACAAGUCAGUAUCAAUCCAUACAGACAAAAUAUAUAUUGAUAUAUAUUUUAAAGUGUCAAACAUAUAUUGUGGGCCAAUUUCGAAUAUUUACAUAUAUUUCAAAAAUAUAUUGUGAAAAUAUAUUUCAAAUAUAUAUUUGUGUUGUGAAUGACCCUGUAUGGGCACACAGAACAAAAAUAUAAAGAAAUGGACAUACAGAAAAAAAGAAAUAUAUUCUAAGAGUAAAAAAUAUUGUCUUUGGGCCAAUUUCAAAUAUUUACAUAUAUUUCAAAAUAUAUUGUGAAAAUAUAUUUCAAAUAUUUGCUUUGUGUAUGGAAACGUUCAGUUGUCAGUUUAGUUGCUCCGUCAGUUACAAACACAAAGACUUACAAUAAGUACCCAAGAGGACUGUCUCUCUAAACCUGGAUUUUCCAUGUCUUUGCAUUAUAUUGUAACCACAAGCUGUAGGGUGCUCAAUAAGAUCAACAGCAGAUCUGAAAGUGCCAGUUACACACAUUGGGUAAUUCCAGAACACUUGGUCGUAAAGGUUAAAUGGUCGAAAUGUCAAAACCUCAUCAACACCACAGUUACUGUUACUAGCGGAGAGCUAUAGUGCCUUAAUUUAUGAGUUGUUACUGUAAGGUUUAAAGUUAUAUCAUUGAACAGUUUACAAGACCAUGUUUUAUCAUUUUGUGUGUCUCUUUUGAUAUUUGCCGGUAUUUGCAUAUAUAUUGCAUGUCUUUUUUUUUAAAUAAAGUUUGUCAUGGUCAAAUUGAAUUCCUUUGUUUCAUUUCUGAAGUA